Molecule: messenger RNA, 1665 nt
Organism: Colletes gigas
Lineage: Eukaryota; Metazoa; Arthropoda; Insecta; Hymenoptera; Colletidae
Product: GSK3-beta interaction protein
Exons: 1
Coding region: 13-366 (117 amino acids)
Biological process (GO): regulation of canonical Wnt signaling pathway
Cellular component (GO): cytoplasm
Molecular function (GO): protein kinase A binding; kinase regulator activity
Source: RefSeq, a predicted model, not a curated record
CAAGACGAAAGAAUGAAGGAAGAGAAGGAUAAAGUGCUGGACGAAGAACAGUGGAAGCACGAAGCGCAAGCUGUCAUCGAUGACGUGAAGCAACAUGUAACCGACAUAAAAGUAUCGGAGACGUUAAGGAGUACCAACCAGCUUAUCUAUCUGAAUCUGACCACGUUGGAGGGCUUAAAGUUUUGCAUAAAAUUGUCGAGUGCUGGAUUUUCUGUCGUCGGCAAUCAGCACGACGAUACGUCGAACACGGGGAACGAACAUUUCGAAACGCCUUACAGUUUAUUGGACCUUGUCAGUCCUCAAUAUAGAAAUUCUUUUGGCAAUUCGCUCCUCGACAAGCUUAAAAAGGUGUGCGACGAACAGUGAACAAAUUCGAUGGAAAUUUUUGGUACUUUUGCACCCAUGUAUUUAAUUUCUCAUUGCAAAUGCUUCAUCGCAACGUGAAACGCGUGUGAACGGUAACGAAGGUUUGCAUUUAAUCGUUUGCAUGCAUGUAUUUCAAAAUUAAACGCUCGAAUGAAAAAUAAAUCUUGGAUACUGGUCGAAUGCGUUCGUUCCCUGCGCAGUGUUCAUUUAGUCCGAAGGUAGCAGAAGAUGUCCGAGCACGCAGUAAUUUGCAAGGACAGGAUCGUAUUCGAUACGUAGUAACAAGUGUUCUAACGUUCUCGUGUGUUUUUGACGUAAGCCGAGAAAUGCUGCCAAGAAAGUUUCUUGACCAGGCAGACCACUAAAAGAACACAAUUCCGUAUUAAAUACGACUCGCACAUUAUCGCUAAAUGAAAUCACCUGAUACCCAUAUAAAACGUAUACUACUUGAAAGUAGUGAUAUCUAAUUGUACUGUGGUAUCAAACAAAGCACUUUUGUUUAUCUUAGAAAAAUACGUUUUCUAAAUAUACGCAUUCAGUAAACAUCCAUGAAGAAAUAUAGAUACAAACAUAAAAUAGAAAAUGUCAUGUAACGAGUUUAGUACACAAUAUAUAGUUCGAAUGUGAAUGCCUUAUACAAAUAAUAUUCUAAUUUAAAAAAAAGAAGUUUGGAUCUCUAAAAUAAAUUUCUACAUAUUUUCAUUUCUUAAUUACUCAUGCCAUAUUCGAAGUACUAUUUUAUUUCCAAUUGCUUUGGCAUUUAUUGUUUAGUGCAACAUUUUAAAUGCUUUUGUUUCAAAAUGUACCCAGGUCCGUGUGCGAUAGAUACGGGAAUGCGUUAUCGACGAAUCAUACGUUCCUAGGAAAUAUCCCUAGGAAUCGGAAGAUCAGUCGGUGCAGUGGUUAUAUCGGUUGUGUUUACCCCCUCCUCUGCGUUCGUUGCUCUAUGCCCCGUUUGGCGUAUUCCACUGUCGAGUUGUGAAGUAACGAAGCGGUUUCGCCGAAUGUGUCGCAUUGUGUGCGGAUUUCGUAGUGUUUCUGAAUGAGUUUAUCAUCGAUCAAGUGCUUGGGAACGACACAGUGUAUUCUAUUUAUUAGCAUUGCAUUCGCCAGUGCAACGAUGUCGAACAGUGAGCGAUGACACGCCCGUGAAAAACGAUAACGACGGCGAUCCUUUGAUUGACCAGACACGACAGAGAAAACGUACUGAGCAAAGGACCCUCUUUGUGUAUUCGUGUGACAUUACGUCGAACAAAACAUGCUUCAACCACGAGCUACGUUUAUAUGGCGGUAAAAAGG